This is a messenger RNA of Paraglomus brasilianum, 807 nucleotides long. The record is from the annotation of a GenBank genome assembly. NCBI's taxonomy places the organism in Eukaryota, Fungi, Glomeromycota, Glomeromycetes, Paraglomerales, Paraglomeraceae.
AUGGGCAUUGGCCUAGUUGCUGCAAACAUUGCACAACUUAAAGUCAGACUUUACGACACUAGCCGAACAAACCUCGAGAAAGGCUUAGCUCUUGUUGAUUCCCUUCUUUCAAAGGAUGUGUCGAAAGGACGUAUUACCGAAUCUCAUGCGGAAGCAACAAAGUCCCGUAUUUCGCCCGUCGAAUCUCCAUAUGAUCUUAUUGAUGUUGAUUUCGUGAUUGAAGCAGUAUCGGAGAAUGUCGAGUUAAAAAGAAAAAUAUUUGCAGAGUUGGAUGCUAUCGUGAAAGAACAUGCCAUAUUAGCCACUAAUACUAGUAGUAUCGGCAUCACUAAGAUUGGAGCCUCUACCAAAAGGCCUGAAAAAGUCAUUGGAAUGCAUUUUAUGAAUCCGGUGCCAGUCAUGAAAUUAGUAGAAAUAAUUCCUGGUCUUGCUACUUCCGACGACACCCUGCAGACCACGAGAGCACUCGCGACUGUGAUGGGAAAGACGUGCACGACAUCACAAGAUGUUCCAGGGUUCAUUGCUAAUAGGAUUUUGAUGCCUUACAUAAAUGAGGCCGUAGUAGCCCUUGAGCAGGGCAUUGCAACGAGAGACGACAUCGACACAACUAUGAAGUUGGGUACAAAUGUUCCAAUGGGACCUUUGACAUUAGCUGAUUUUAUUGGAUUAGAUACAUGCUUGGCCAUAAUGAAAGUGUUACAUAGUGAAUUAGGAGAUCCCAAAUAUAGACCAGCUGUGUUAUUGCAGAAAUAUGUUGAUGCUGGAUGGUUAGGAAAGAAAACAGGGAGAGGAUUCUAUACUUAUUAG